AUACACUGUUGCGUAAUCGAUUUCAGUGGUCCAUAAAACUGUCGAGAAUGUGACUCUUUCAUUUUGAAUGAGGCGUAUCAUUUAAGGCGACGUCUUCUACGCGCGCAUGCGGCUCGCAGUGAGUGCGACUGGCAAAAGGCACGUAUAGGCGAGGAAGCCAUCGUCCGAACUCUAAUGCCACGACGAAAUCGCUGCUCUCGUUCUCGAAUAGAGACCGCCGCGUGCACCGCGACCGCGGCGGCGAGAAGGAACGACGACGCCGAGUCGCGUGGGGGGGUGUGAUUUUUCGAAGAGUGCCGCUGGUGGGAUCGAGUGGAUGGGAUCGAGCCGCGCGCGAGGUACGAGCCACUCGGACAGUGGUGAGCCUCCUCACUACGGUCCCCGCGAUGGCAUGUAUAGGAUCGAGUAGGCUUUGUGCUCGUGUCGAGAGACUGUGCCAGUUCGGACAUUUCGCCCAAUUGCGGAGGAGAGUUUCGACCACGGCAUGUGUGAAAUCGCGGCCGGUGAUCACCCGGAUGACGGGCGACACGUCGCUGCUGCAGCAUUGCCAGAACAAAGCGAACACGCGGGACAGCAGGAUAGGUCUCGCGAGGGCAACGAGCACUAUGCAAACGCAAAUGCCUGGAUCUUUGCCCGAUUACCAAAUCGAUCCUUAUAGACUUGUAGAGGAUGACAUUAAGGAUAUAUUCGACGAUAUACAUCUGGAACUUAUCACCAACACCACCCCAGAAGAAUUACGAGCUAUAAGCAGAUACUAUUUCGAUGGCCAGGGGAAAGCAAUUCGACCGAUGUUCACCAUACUCAUGGCACGAGCUGUUAAUUAUCACAACGGAAGGAACAUUCUUUUGCAUUCACAACGACAAAUCGCAAUGAUCUCUGAGAUGAUUCACAGUGCUUCUUUAUUGCACGACGAUGUGAUCGACCAGUCAGACAUCCGUCGUGGCAAGCCGUCCGUUAAUGCUGUAUGGAGUCAAAAGAAAGUUGCUAUGGCAGGAAAUUACAUCUUGGUAGUUGCCUGCAUGAUACUCUCGAGAAUCCAAAAUAAUGAUGUGACUAUUACCAUUAGUCAGAUUGUCUCUGACUUGGUGCAAGGCGAAUUUAUGCAACUCGGUUCCAAAGAAACGGAAAACGAGAGGUUCGCGCACUAUCUCACGAAGACUUAUCGAAAAACAGCGAGCUUAAUUGCCAAUUGCGUGAAAGCGGUCGCUAUUCUUUCUGAUGCCGAUGAACACACGAUAGAGAUGGCUUUCCAAUACGGCAGGAAUGUUGGCUUAGCUUUCCAAUUGGUAGACGAUCUUUUAGAUUUUGUGGCUUCUUCUUCAGCUAUGGGCAAACCUACGGCCGCUGAUCUUAAACUCGGAUUAGCUACAGCCCCGGUGCUUUUUGCUUGCGAACGGUAUCCAGAAUUGAAUGCAAUGAUUAUGCGCCGUUUCCAAGAGCCCGGAGAUGUUGAAAAAGCUUUUGAAUUGGUACACAAAUCUAACGGCCUCGAACAGACAAGAUUCUUGGCGAAGAAACACUGUGCGGAAGCCAGCAAGGUCGCACAGUCCUUCACUAAGAGUCCGUAUCAGAAAGCUUUAAUUAUUAUGGCGGAUCUGGUCAUCAACCGCAUGAAAUAGCAUCGAAGAACGAAGAUUUAGAGGGCGAAAGAUCGAUUUUAUGAAUAUUUAUAAGUUAUACUGGACGGGUAUGGCUAGUAUAAUUCUUUCAAAUUCUUUAAAUCGAAUGCAGGGGUCGUAUCGAAGAAAGUUUUCGUGUUCAAUAUUAUACCACUAGUCGAAAUUAUAUAAAUUGUUAUAAAUAAUUUAAUAUAUAUGACGGUUUUCAUAAAACAUAAUUCAAUUAAAAAAAUUAAUUUUCUCACUAUAAUUCAUGGUGGUGUAAUAUUGAUAGCAUAUAUAUAUAUAUAUAUAUAUAAUAUGUAGCGUAUUAUUGCCGACUUUGAAUUUAUACCUCAUCCGAAGGAAAAAUAAAGAAGGCAUGUUAAGCCCUUAUUCGUUAAAGUGCUUCUGCUUUUUCCAGAAGAUUUUUAUCAAUAUAUAGGUUUUAAUUGUCUGGAAAAUGCAGAAAUUGCAUUUUAUAACAAAAGUGCCUAGGCAUUACGUUUACUUGGCCUGUGUGUAUGUGUAUGUGUAUAUGUGUGUGUAUAUGUGAGGAAAAAACACGCAUUACCUGAUUCUAUAAAUUGUUAACCGAUCAUGUAAAUAAAAUAAUCUAUUAUCUAAGUAUUAGAGUAACAAUGUUUUAGCAUUGAGAAAUCUUUCUAUUAUGUCUCUUUUAUGCAUGCAUUUUUCAUUAUGCGUUACAAUUAUAUUGCUGUCGAUUUCUAAAAUAAAAAUAAUGUACAAAGUUAAAUUCUAUCUUAAAAGUCCAAUGACAACUAUUGUAUCGCGAUACGCCAGACAAAUUGCUUGCAUCAAAGGAGUCUUAAUGAGAAUUUAUUGUAAUACGGCUAAAACAAAUUAAAAAUUAAAAAAAUAUAUACAUGUAUAUGUAAUAACGACAAACGUAUAGAAAUAACAUUAAUAAGACAUCUUCGGUUUCAACGGCCGAAGUCUUUAAAAUGUUUACAUAUUUUUGAUAAAGUGUUAAGUAACUUUUAUUGUAGCAAAAUUGUAAAAAUAAACUGUAAGGUAUGCCAAUACUAAUUUUUAUCGACAGUCCAAUUUAAAGUUUUGCUAAAAGCGCCGUGAAGUAUAUCUGCCAAAGAAGACAAGUUAGUCUUUUUUCCCUGCCAAGAAGUUUAGCAAAAGUUAACUUUGGUCUUGUCGAUACAAUCAAUAAGAAUUAUCUGCCUCCUUAAGUUUUAGAAUGCAUGUUGAAAUUCAUGGUACGAAAAAAAAUAAAAGUUUCUUUUUUAUUUGGAAAUUUUGGUUCAGUAAGAAUAGAAUAAUUCUUGUCACACUUUGCUUAAUAGAUAAACUGCUCAAAAUAUCAAUAAUACUGGAUAUGUAAUGUAAGUAUAAAUGUCUAAUGUACAAUAAUUUAUAUUUAUGAUGAGAAUGUAUAUAAUUGUUUAAAAUACACAAUACAAUAGAAAAUUAACUAGGAAGCAGGCAUGUAAUUAUGAUCAAAUGUAGACAUAUGAUAGGAUAAGUAUAUGAUGCAAAGAAGAAGACACAUGGGACUGCCGAUCUCCUUGAUAUAUUUUGCAAUAAUUGUCUUGCAAUAUUUGUAAGAAAUCCAUAAAAGCUUAAUUUAAAAUAUGUUUAUAUUUAAAGAUGCACACUAAAAUCUCACAAACGCAAAAUAUAAGCUAUGUGAGAAAGCAUAUGUGGACGGAUUAAAGAAAAUUACAUGAUAUAUAUUCUAUAUAAAUAUAACUUUAAUUUGGUUUACUAACUGUUAAAUAUAUACGUGUCUGCUCAUUUUUUUACAUGUUGUUAAAAAUUGAAGAAUGUUAUUUUUGAUAAAUUUGUGACAGUUAAUUUAAAAUUCAGCUUUGUAUCUUAUGUAGAAUAUAACUGCAAUAAUGCAAAAAUUCCAAAGAAAUCAGAUUCGCUAGAUUUAAGUGAUUUUGAAAGGCGUAUCUAUGACAUCUUUUUAAACGUUCGUAUUAUUUUAAAUAUUAUUAUUUCUGUUCUCCUCUUUUAUUCUUUUGAAUCUAUCUGUUCAUUAUAUUUGUGAAUCAGUAAGGUUUUUUUAUAAACUUCGACAAUUUUUGUAGAGAAAAAUGAUUUAAUAAUGCAUAAAUAACUUGAUUUGGAUCCA
Monomorium pharaonis (pharaoh ant) is the source of this 3711-nucleotide messenger RNA. It is a transcript of the gene qless, whose product is annotated as decaprenyl-diphosphate synthase subunit 1. The transcript has 8 exons. Gene Ontology annotation, molecular function: prenyltransferase activity. Gene Ontology annotation, biological process: isoprenoid biosynthetic process; ubiquinone biosynthetic process. Gene Ontology annotation, cellular component: transferase complex; mitochondrion. The record is from RefSeq and is a predicted model, not a curated record. The coding region runs from base 387 to 1619 and encodes 410 amino acids. NCBI's taxonomy places the organism in Eukaryota, Metazoa, Arthropoda, Insecta, Hymenoptera, Formicidae.